Adineta ricciae is the source of this 999-nucleotide messenger RNA. The record is from the annotation of a GenBank genome assembly. NCBI's taxonomy places the organism in Eukaryota, Metazoa, Rotifera, Eurotatoria, Adinetida, Adinetidae.
AUGUAUCUUCAGCCGUGGAAUAGCGUUAAAGUUACAUUUGAUAUUCCGAAAGAGGCAGCUGAGCGAUUACAUUUGCUUGCAGUGCAAGGAAAUGUACGCCUCAUUGAACUCGGAAUACUCAGUGUAGAAAUCGUUGGGCAACCAAAUGCUACUGUCGUGAGUAAUCAUAAUAAUAAUAAUAAUACGAACAAUAAUGCGACAGCAGCAGCAACAACUAAUCCAGCAACGAACAGUAAAGAUUUAUCUGUAUCAGCAUCAUCGACGAUAAAAUCUUCAAAUGAUUCUUUCGAGUCAUCUGUUCCUCCGCAAGCGUCCAUUGCAAAUUUACCGCCAGACGAUCAUCGACAUAAACGAGUGAAAAUAGAAAAUGAAAAUGAUCAGCAAAUAUUCAAUUUUCCAUAUAAAUCAUCGCCGACUGGUAACAUUAUGCAACCAUCGUCGACUAGUGGACAUCCAACUAAUCACUAUCUUCAAACACAAACAUCACCAGUCAUUCAUCGGCAAUCUUCAGUUCCAACACAUACAUCAACAAAUAACUAUGGACGAUUAUCUCAUCCAAACAGUAUUUCAUCCACACAUACCACUUAUUUAAACAGCGGUAAAUCUCCAUCUUCUGCUCCUCCUCUUCCUUCAGUACCUUCUUCUUCGAAUCUAUAUCAGUCCUCAUCAAUAAUUGACAAUACGAAUUCGGCAUUAUCAAAUGGGAUUGGAAAUGAGAUGCAUAACUAUCAUCAUCAUGAUUCUUGGCCAUCCUACAUUGAUCAUUCAAAUAACUAUAAAAUGAAAGUUAACGGAAUACGACCGAAUCAUUACUAUCCUCAACAGCAGCAACAGAUUAAUCUAUCGGAUGCUCAGUCAACAUCAUCGGCGAUCUACUGUACACCUUCACAGGCACAAUAUGACAUGAGACGAUGUGAAACGACCAUGUCUCAAAUGGCAACAUCAACGACUAAUAUUCAAAAUUCAUAUGAUGGUUCAUCAACUGGUUUAUCAUCUUGA